GUAGAGCGACGCUCACACAUGCCUGUAGUGUUUCUGUCACAUCAGUAUGGCAACAGUAAAAGUCAGCGAGGCUGAAAAAGUCUACAUUUUACACGGUAUUCGGGAUGAUUUGCGGGUGGACGGAAGAGGCUGCGAGGACUACAGACACGUGGAGAUAGAGACUGAUGUGGUGUCCAACACGGACGGAUCUGCCAAAGUCACACUGGGUUACACAGCAGUUCUAGUUGGGAUUAAGGCUGACAUUGGAAAACCAAAACCCAUGGUGCCAAAUGAAGGAUAUCUGGAGUUUUUUGUUGACUGUUCAGCCAAUGCAACCCCUGAAUUUGAAGGCAGAGGAGGUGAGGAGCUGGGGACGGAGCUGAGUAACACUCUCUACAAAGUCUUCAACAACAAACACAGCGUGGACCUGAAGAGCCUGUGCAUCAGUGCAGGAGAACACUGCUGGGUGCUCUACGUGGACGUGCUGCUGCUGCAGUGUGAUGGAAACUUGUAUGAUGCCAUUUCUAUAGCUAUCAAGGCCGCGCUCUUCAAUACAAAAAUUCCCAGAGUGCACAUAUCGGCAGACGAGGAAGGAGGAAAGGAAAUUGAGUUGUCGGACGACCCGUACGACUGCAUGAGACUCGAUGUAGAAAAUGUCCCCUGCAUCGUGACCUUGUGCAAGGUGGGCCACAGACACGUGGUGGACGUGACUCUGCAGGAGAAGGCGUGCUCUGUGGCGAGCCUCAUCAUCUCUGUCACGCACAAGGGCACCAUCACCUGCACGAGGAAGGUGGGCGGAGGCAGCCUGGACCCAGAGAGCAUCUUUGAAAUGACAGAGGCAGGUAAACGGGUUGGAAAAGCUCUUCAUGCUCCACUCAUGGCACUGCUGCAACAGGAGGAGAGUUUGGGAAAGAAGAGACAGAAAGUUGGCUUUUUGGGUUAAAAGCACCGUGUGUAUGUAGAUGUAAACAUCGUUUUCUAAUAAAACCUUUUAUAUAUA
Molecule: messenger RNA, 979 nt
Organism: Solea senegalensis (Senegalese sole)
Lineage: Eukaryota; Metazoa; Chordata; Actinopteri; Pleuronectiformes; Soleidae
Product: exosome complex component RRP42-like
Exons: 8
Coding region: 47-922 (291 amino acids)
Biological process (GO): U4 snRNA 3'-end processing; nuclear polyadenylation-dependent mRNA catabolic process; nuclear polyadenylation-dependent rRNA catabolic process
Cellular component (GO): nuclear exosome (RNase complex); cytoplasmic exosome (RNase complex)
Source: RefSeq, a predicted model, not a curated record